AUGUACAAGAGACUCUUGUUUGUCGUACCGCUCAUACAUUUUCAGAGUGUAAAGGCAGAGCUUUCUGUCAACGAUUGGGAUGAUGGACACAGGCAGAAAUCACAACAACGUAGCGGGCAAGAAGAAUUCGACGUGGUCGCCUGCGUGGUUGCGUGGUUGCGUGACUGGAUUGCUAAGUUUAAGAACAUCAAAAGUAUUGUAGCUGAAUAUAAAAAGGCCUUAGAGGUGAUCUGCCAAGCUAGAAGCAAUAAGCGUGGUGCCUGCGAGGUGCCUGCGUGGUCUGCGUGGUUGCGUGGUUUGUCAGCGUGGCGGUUUAAAACCUUUAAUGGGCAACAAUUGAGCAUUGAAACAUUUUCGAACAAAGUAUAUAUGUACAGUCAAGGCAAGUUCAACUCAAGUUCAACUACGGACUUUGCGUGGCCCGCGUGGCCACGCACUACGCACGCGUGGUACCACGCAGGUGACCACGCUGAAUUUCUAGUGCCCCAACGUAGCACUACAAGGAAGCUUAAGAGUGAAGCGAGCACGAACGAGGUGAGGAAAUCAGGGAAGACAUACAAGUAUAGAUUUCGCACCCAACUGACAAUGAUCAUUACUACCAGAAGAAGUAAAGACGCCCCAGAAAUAGAAAGAUCCACGGUACUUGGAGAAGCACCACUCCCGUAA
Desarmillaria tabescens is the source of this 666-nucleotide messenger RNA. RefSeq lists its product as uncharacterized. The record is from RefSeq and is a predicted model, not a curated record. Lineage: Eukaryota; Fungi; Basidiomycota; Agaricomycetes; Agaricales; Physalacriaceae. The coding region runs from base 1 to 666 and encodes 221 amino acids. The transcript has 6 exons.